AGUGAGAGCCUUGAGUCUCUUUAUAUAGGGAUGAUAAGCCGCCUCUCUAGCGAUAUUCUUGGAAGAUUUCCGUUUAUCUUGAAAUUCCGUCUUAUCAUUUCCGGGUAUAUCGGAAAUGAUGCCUUGAUUGGAAAUGAUACCUCUGAAGGUGAAUAUUUUCUAAGUCCUUGCCUCGGAAAGGUUCUCUACAUUCUGCCUCGGGCACCACAUUCUGCCUCGGGUAACAUUGACACUUUCACUUCGGGGCAUAAUGAGGCUUCGCCUCGGGUGCGCUUGAUACUGCCUCGGGACAGCAUGUGCAUUCGGCUCGGGUCGAAGCGAAACGUUACUGCCGCUCCGAGCCGUUGCACCCGAGCCAAUCCAACCGAUGUCCCUGAGCCGAUUUGGGAGAUGUUCCCGAGCCAAAUCGACGGCGUGUCACGAGCCGAUUUGGGAGAUGGCCCGAGCUGGUCGUCGAUGUAUCGGAAAGGUUGUGGUUUGGCUCGGUCAUAAUUGAUGUCCCUUUCUGAUUCGAGUGAUUCUUCCCGAGGCAGAAAUAUCCCAGUUCAUAAGCGGAAGAUGGUUUGGAGCAGUUCAGACGGAUCCGAGGCCAGUUUAUCAGGCCGAGCCGAUCCGAGCAGUGGUGCGGAGUCGUCAUCUGAGCAACGGGGAAAUCCGAAUCGAUUUGUGGCUCGGGAGGAUACAAUUGCUGAUGUAGUUCGGGAUGAGGAUCUUCCGGAUGAUCCCGAGGCGAUUUUGAAUAGGAGGACGCGUCCUCCGGCUUCGGAUGAAGCUGGUGUUUCUCGCUGGCAGGAUGUGCCCGAGCUGCCGGUUUUGCCCGAGGUGAAGGGCGAGAUGGUUACUUAUGAUCCCGAGGAGGGAGCCAGGCUACUUCAGCUGGCGAUUCAAGGUGCCAAGGCUCUGAGGAAGAAAACCCGAGCCAAGAAAGUGAAGAAGCCUGAUCCUCCCGGUUCCACUCUGUCGACUUCUGACUCUCUUCGGGAAUUAAAAGCACGUUUUAAUUUCAGCGAAGGGGUGACUCUGCGGUUGCCGACCCCCAAUGAGAGAGCUGAUGAUCCUCCCGAGGGGUUCUUCACCUUGUACGAAGGAUUCUUCUACUUCUGCUUUCUUUGGUUUCCAAUACCGAGGCCAAUCAUUGAGUAUUUGUGGUCGUAUAAGCUCGCUUUGGCUCAGAUUACAACCCGAGGCCUUCGCCAUUUGAUCGGGAUUCUGGUGCGGGGGAUCGAGACGUACAACAAUGUCGGUCUCGAUCACCUGAGGAAUCUGCUGGAGAUUCGACGCGUUCCGGGUUGUGCCAUGGAGAGAUAUUACAUCUCUCCUAGUCCGAGGCGAAGGGUUAUUGGUGGCUUUCCGAGCAAAGAUGAGAAGUACACCGAUCAUUUUUUCUUCGUUGCCCUUGACGAAGAUUGUGUUCCCGAGGGCUGCCUUGAGAAAAUGAUCGGGAAAUGGAGGAAGAUUGACCGAGGCCCGAGCUUUUUGGAUCGUAUUCCCGAGGACCUUUUCAGCGUACGUGAGGAGUUAGCUGCUAGAAAGUGUCACUGGAUCAAGCAUUUCUCUCAAGCAAGGAUUGAAAAGGCGUUAAGGGUUCUUCACGGUGCGUCUUGUUCUACUUCUUCAUCCUCUUCGGAUCAGAGGUUAAGUUUUCUGACAGAAAUGCAAGGAGUGAAGAUGUCCUUGAGAGAGAAGAAGGCCGCCGAGAAGAAGGCGCGCGAGGAGGAGAGGGCGAUCAAGGCAGCUUUUGGGCCUUUAACCCUGUCCGAGGCGACUGGGGGCAAUGAGGUAACCAUUGACCCCGAGGUGGUAGUUGAUCCAGCAGGAUCGGGGGCCGACCUAGCCGUUACUGUGGCUCACCCCGAGGUUCCCGAGGGUAUCCCGACUGGGGAUGUUGCUGGCCGAGCUCCCGAGACUGGGAGCACGUUGGUGGUUGGUCUGCGUGCCGGAGGGCAGACCAAAUCUAAGGGAAAACGUCCUCGGGGAGAACAUUCCGAGGACGUGCGCAAGAGGUCGAAGAAAACUCCCAGCUCUUCUCGGCCCAUUUAUAAGGACAAGGUUGCUUCUGCCAACCUCAUCGCUUCUUGCGCCUGGCCGCUACUUCCCGCCCCAGAGGGUUUGGUCGAGGCGGAGCGGUACGGUGAGACCGCGGCCAAUUUCCUAAAGGCCUUCUCCUCGAUGAACAUGAUGGUUCAUUCCUACGAUUCUGCGGCUCGCGCGUAUGAGGCGGCUAAGGAGCAGGCGGAGCUAGCCCGGGUUGAGGCCGAGGCGAAGGCAGCCGAGGCGGCUAUGGCGAUACAGAGCGCCGAGGCGUUGAUUGUAGCCGAGCAAGACGCGAGGCGAAAAAUGGCCGAGGAGCAUCUUCGUGCUCAGCGGGAGGCCGAGGCGGCGAUUGAGAGCCUUAAUCGCCUGUUAACCGAGGAGAAAUCCCUUCGUGAGGUUGAGGUGGCCCGAGCCACGAAGGCUGCCAAGAGGGAGCUCACUGAAGAGUUUGCCGAAAAGGUCAAGGCGACCGAGGCGAAGCUGGGGCUGUUCGACAAGGUCUCCGAGCGAUACAUCUAUUUCUCGCAAGCCAAGGCUAAUGCCGAGCUGAUCGAAAUGCUCGAAUCCGGUGGGAAGAUUGAGGAGGAGAAGGAGGAGGUGCUAAAGUGGAAAGAAGAGUACGGGGAUGCCGAAGCUGAGUACGCCAAACUUGGGGCGGAGCUUCUUGGAGAUUUGAAGGUUGCUCCGGUGUCUCCCGACUCUGUUCAGAAUGCCCUCGGAGAUAUGCCGGUAGAAGAAGUGGUCGAGACUGAAGUUGUCGAUCCGGUCGGGCCAAGUUUCACCUCCGAGGUCGCGCAGAUUCUAGAGAAGGAAGAUUGAUCGCGAGGCGCCACCUCUUUUCUUUUUUGUUUUAAGUUUUUGUUUUGGUAAAACACAUGCCUGGAUGGCUUUAUCCAUUUAAUAAUGAAUAUUUUUGUUU
Arabidopsis arenosa is the source of this 2953-nucleotide messenger RNA. The record is from the annotation of a GenBank genome assembly. NCBI's taxonomy places the organism in Eukaryota, Viridiplantae, Streptophyta, Magnoliopsida, Brassicales, Brassicaceae.